UAAGAGCCUCGUGUUGAUACCGGAAGUGUGAGGGGUGUUUCCAGCUGAUCUGCACAACAGAAGGACCGGAGUCUCCCUCAGCAGCUACCCGACCUGCCUGCCCCUUUCCCCCGCAGCACGGCGGAGCACACCCCGGCGGCGCACGGCUCUCCAUCGGGGUCAGUCCGAGGCCCGGACCGGAGGGAGGAUCCUCGGUGUCCCUCCCGGUGCACACUGUCAUGAUCCCGGCGCGGAGAUGGCGUCCUUCCCCGGUUUGUGUCAGGCCGUCGGGCCCGAGGAGGAGAGCGCAGAGCUGGACGGGUCUCUGCGGCAGAUGCUGAAGGCCAUCGCGGACGAGAGGAACCGGCUCAGCGUCCGGCAGGAGACCAGCGGGCUCGGUGAGCUGGGGGGUCCCGAUGAGGCCCCCGGGCCGGUGCUCUGGAUGCUCUGCCCCCCGCAGGGAAAUACCACCUCGUGCGGCUUUAAGGACGACCGCAUCGUGUUCUGGACCUGGAUGUUCUCCACGUACUUCAUGGAGAAGUUUGCUCCCCGACAGGAUGACAUGCUGUUCUACGUCCGCAGGAAGCUGGCCUACGACGGCGUUGCCGGCGGCGACGGCAGCAACAACAACGAGGGCAAGAAGGUGGAGGUGGAGGUCUACAGGAGAGACUCCAAGAAGCUGCCCGGCCUCGGGGACCCCGACAUCGACUGGGAGGAGAGCGUCUACCUGAACCUCAUUCUGCAGAAGUUGGACUACGUGGUGACGUGUGCAGUCUGCACGCGCUCAGACGCAGGAGACAUCCACAUCCACAGGAAGAAAUGUCAGGAAGUGUUCGCGUCUCCCAGCAAACACGCCAUGGACAGCAAAGGGGAGGAGUCUAAAAUGAGCUACCCCAACAUCUUCUUCAUGAUCGACAACUUUGAGGAGGUGUUCAGCGACAUGACGGUGGGCGAGGGCGAGAUGGUGUGUGUGGAGCUGGUGGCGAGUGACAAGAGCAACACCUUCCAGGGUGUCAUCUUCCAGGGCUCGAUCCGCUACGAGGCCCUGAAGAAGGUCUACGACAACCGGGUGAGCGUAGCUGCUAAGAUGGCCCAGCGGAUGUCGUUCGGCUUCUACAAGUACAACAACAUGGAGUUCGUGAGAAUGAAGGGUCCGCAGGGCAAAGGUCACGCUGAGAUGGCCGUCAGCAGGGUGCCGACCGGCGACACCUCCCCCUGCGGCACCGAGGAGGACCAGGCGUCGCCUGUGCACGAGAGGGUGACGUCCUUCAGCACGCCUCCGACUCCGGAGAGGAACCGGCCGUCCUUCUUCUCUCCGUCUCUGAGACGCAAAGCGCCCCGAAACCGAAACGCAGAGAUGAAGAAGUCUCACUCGGCCAACGACAGUGAAGAGUUCUUCAGGGAGGAGGAGGACGAAGAUCUCCACUCCACCUCCAACCUCCGGUCCCGUUCUCUCUCUGGAACCGGUCGCUCUCUGGUCGGUUCGUGGCUGAAACUCAACCGGACCGACGAUUCCUUCCUGCUCUACUCACACCUGACCUACGUCACGCUGCCGCUGCACCGCAUCACCGCAGACAUCCUGGAGGUGAGGCAGAAGCCCAUCCUGAUGACGUAGCAGCGCUGACUCCCUCAGAGCAUCACUACCAAGUGCCUCCUGCAUCAGGCCAGAGACCACAGCGCCCCCCGGUGUCCAGACCGAGACCAACAACCAAACAUCUGCUUCAGAGGAGACGAACAAACCAGCCAUUCAGGAAGUGCCUCUUCUUCUUCUUCAGGUCACAUGACAUGAGUGCGAAAAGGCGAUUGGCUGAACUCUGACCAGGAAGUGAAGAAUGUGUUUUCUUGUAAAUAUGCUGCUGCUUUACUCACUGAGACGCCUCGACUGAAGGUUCUGCUUUUAAUCGUCGUGGUUUUCUUUUUUCAAUAUUACCCACGACGACGGGCCUCCAAGUGUUUUUGUAUGGGAGGAAACAGGAAGUGGAGAAACAGGAAGUGGAGACGACUUCAGUCCUUUAACGGGACAAAGUGACAUCACAGUGAAUUCACCGGUUUUCAUCCCUUUGACAAAUAUUUGUCUCAUUUAGUCUGAAUGUCAAAAAUAUGAGAAGAACAACUUUAUGUUCAUCACAACAUCAAGAAAUGUUACAAAAGUGCUCAAAUAACAACUUUAAGAAGCACAUCUGAGAACAUGUUACCAGCAAUUAUUUAGUAUUCACUUUAGUGUUUUAUCAGCAUUCUUUACUACCUACACUCUAAAUUAUUAAAAUUACUUCAAUAAAGAAAAUUAAAAGAAAUCACUUUUACUUUAAUUGAAAAAUGACCUAAUUCACAAUAUCAAAAUAAAAUCAUAAUUUUACCAUAAUUAAAUUACCACAAACUAAAAUGUAAUAAAUAAUAUUACAGAUUAUAUUAGUCUUUAAAUGAUAAACAUUUAACAAUCUCAUUGUUUGAUUUGACCACCAGCAACUUUUUUUAAAUCAACAAAUAAGAAAACGACUGAUAACUUAAAAGAAUUUAACUAUUGAUUAUUGACGAGAACACUAAUUGCCUUUUAUCAACUGAUCAUCUAAACCCUGAGCGAGUUAUUUAAUUAUUUCUAAUUGUAAAUUUCCAAAAAGUAUCUUUGAACUCACCAACAGUUUCUAAUGUGUGCAGUCACAGCGCUAUUAUUAUUAUUAUUAUUAUUAUUAUAAUAACUACAAUUUAAUUCUUGUUUAAAAAGAUACAGAUGAACGACAACUGUUGGUCAAAUAAAAGAACAUUUAAUUAUUUAACUGUUCAAAGAAAAAUCUUAAAAAUUGUAAAAACAAAAGUGUAGCAUUGUGAUUCUUUAACAAACACGUUAAUUAUUUUUUUUUGUUUAUUUAUCUAAACUGAAAGAACUCAACUUCAGGAGUCAAGAAAUUCACGACGCUAAAUUUGUGACUUUAAUCUCAAAAUAUAUUUAUUGUAACUUUACGACUUUAUAGUUUUUUCUCUGAAGAUCAAACUUCAGUUGAUUUAGUUAAAUUAGAAAAUGAUAUAUAUAUAUUAUUUUAGCUGAGGGUUUGAUAAAAGAAACUCUAGUCGACUUUAUGCUUUAAAAACCAAGUGGAAUAAAAUCAGCUUCUUGUU
Cyclopterus lumpus (lumpfish) is the source of this 3093-nucleotide messenger RNA. Its product is annotated as KIAA0930 ortholog. The record is from RefSeq and is a predicted model, not a curated record. Bases 236 to 1594 code for a protein of 452 amino acids. Lineage: Eukaryota; Metazoa; Chordata; Actinopteri; Perciformes; Cyclopteridae. The transcript has 10 exons.